Molecule: messenger RNA, 624 nt
Organism: Trichomonas vaginalis G3
Lineage: Eukaryota; Parabasalia; Trichomonadida; Trichomonadidae
Exons: 1
Coding region: 1-624 (207 amino acids)
Source: RefSeq, a predicted model, not a curated record
AUGUCAUGUAUUAUAGAUUUGCAAAUUAUUAAUGGAAUACAACAAAGUUUUUCUGAUUAUUAUACAGUUGAGUCUAUCAAUAAAACAGAGAACGAAACUAUAUCGGGAAAUGGUAACUAUUACAUUCAUGAUGCAGUGUUUUCUUUCCAUUAUCAAAAAACAGCAAUUUACCUUAAUUCCAGCAGCAAAGUAUUACUCGAAACAUGCACAUUUUACAAUAACGGCUCCACAAAAAGUGGUGGGUCAUUCUACAUCAAGGAAUCUGAAUCUGUUUUAGUUCAAAUUUGUUGUUAUAAUUCAGUAACUAGUGAAUGGGGUGGUGCAUAUUACAUUGAAACAGUUGUUAAUAGUAACAACAAAAACUACGCAUUUGAAUGCUCAGUUUCGCAAUGUAGAGGAAACAUUGCUUCUCUUUAUCAUUUGAGAGGAGAUAUCAAAGUAAGUAAUAUAAAUUCAUCUUAUCAUGAAUUUCCUGCAUAUGCUGGUUACUUAAUUCAUUCUCCAAAAGAAACUGGAAUUAUUAAUUUCACAACAGCAUCGAAUACAUCAUCUACAGGUUUUUAUGGUGGAAUAGGAAAUACUGGUAAUUUUAACAUUAUAAAAUGUAAUUUUUUAAAGGAAUAA